AUGGCCUUCCGAGCAAAGCUAACCUAGAGUGAACUAUCGUAGCAUUUGCAUGACCCGAGCAUGGAUAUGGACCUCACGGAGCUGUGUUUCGCGAUCGCGACCCAGGGCAGCGCCGUGUCAUUGCCGGGAAUGCUGGGUCUGGUCCUGGACUGCUCAGAGUCCGCCGCCGGGCUCAAACCCCCUUGGCCUCCCUGCCCGCCGCCUACUGCGUGCGAGUUGCACUUGCGGGCGCUAACGGCUGCUGUGGAGGCUGAGCUGCAUGGUGUCAUGGCGUCAGGCAGCAGGGCAGCCCACGCUUCUCACGGCCAGCAGUGGCGGCAGACACUUGAGCUCAUGUCAGAACUCACGGCGGACCCUGCCGCACCCGAACCCGCGGCACGGGCGGCGCUGGACGGCCUAUCGCGGCUGCUGCCACUGCUCCUAAAGCUGGCGAUGUCCACGGCACAAACACACGCGCGCACGGCCUCCGCCGCCGCAGAACCUAGGGGUGCGGGCCCUAGGGGCACGGUUACCGGCGCGGUCAGCGGCACGCAACCUAGCUUGAGGGCAGCGUGUGAGGCCACCACAUCAAUGGGCCCAGCAACAGCGGCGGCGGCGGCGGCACGGGAGGUGCUGUGGGGCGCGAGCUGUAUGCGGCCGUGCCGACUGGCGGGCGUGGCGGUGUCGGCUCUGUGCGGCAGGUGCGCUGACGUGGAUGCGGUGGCGGCGGCCGUGAAGCUGCUGGGCAGCUGCCUGCAGCUGCAGCUUCAGCUGCACCGGCUGCAGGAGGCCGGAGGCAGCAGCAGCAGCGCCGGCGGCGGCAGUAGCAGCGCCGCCAGCGGUGGUUGCCAGGCGGCAGCAGCAGUAGCAGCAGAAGCAUGGCUACAGCCGCAGGGGGCCGAGUUAUUGUCGGGGGCUGUGGGGUGGCAGGCGCUGCUGGCACAGGUCCGCCACCCGCACCCGCGCGUGCGGGCGGCGGUGCUGCGAGCCCUGAACCAGGCGUGCAGCGCAGCGGCGGCGGCGGCUCAGGAGGAGGUCGAGGGCCGACCGCUCACCGCACUCUCCCCCCUGCUGCCGGCGGCAGCACCAGCACCAGUACCAGUACCAGGCCCGUCUCAGCCCCGCCGCCCCCACCACCACCACCAGCAGCGGCCACACCCGCACCGGCGGCGGCAGCCGCAGUGUCGGCUUGACGGCGCCGCCGCCGCAUCCGCCCACGUCGCCGCCGUCGCGGGCCUGUCGGACGACGCCGAGGAGGUGCGCGCCGCCGCCGUGGCGCUGGCGGUGGCGCUGGCGGCGGCGGCGCCUGGCCUGCCGGCGGGCACGCACUUCGGCUCGGCUGUGUCGCUGGCGGAUGACGUGUUCAUGCGGCUGUGCGGCGCGGUGUCUGACCCGGCGAGGGGGCUGCGGCUGGCAGCGCUCACGGCACUGGGAGAUCUGCAUGCGGCGUCACUGCGGGUGAAGCUCCAGGCAUUGAGCAAGAAGAUAUCCCUGCGAGUGGGCGCGCCGCCGCCCCUGUUGUCAACGCCGCCUCAGCAGCAGCAGCAGCGGCCACUUCCGACGCAAACGUCCUCCGCGGCAUGGGGGGACGCGCCCGCACCCGGCGCGGGCGGCAGGGCGGGCAGCAAACGCGGCCCCGGCCAGGGCGCGGCGGCGCCUGGCGCUGUGCCGCCGCUGCUGCUGCUGCCGCCGCGGCCAGGGCCCGGUGGUGGUGGUGGACUUGCGGAACGGGGCGCGGCACAGGCAGCAGGAGGAGGCCUGGCAUCCAAACGCCUGGCGGCCUCAGUCUGGGAGCCCCAGUCCUGGCUGACUCAGGCGGCAGCGCCGCCGCCGCCGCCGCCGCCGCCACACGCCGCAAAUGCUGCAGCUGAGGAGGCGGCCGCGCCGCCUGGGCGUCACGGCAAGCGCCGCGGCGGCGGCGGCGGCGGCAAGGCCGGCGGCGGCGGUUGGGGCGACGGUGCUGCUGCCCAGGCGGCGGCUGUAGCAGCAACUGGCGGCGGCGGUGCUACUGCCACUGCUGCUGCCGCUGCUACAGCUGCUGCAGCUGCUACAGCAGCAGCGGCUACUGCCGCCUCUGACGACCUGGAGUUGUUGGAGCGGGCGGUGGGCGCUCUGGAGCUGGGUAGCGAGGAUGAGCAGUGGCAGGUGCGUGUGGCGGCAUUGAAUGCCAUGACCAGCCUCGCCCGACACGAGUACGGCAGAGCGCUCGAGGCGGCGGCGGCGCGGUCGGCGGCGGCGGCGGCGGCGGCGGCGGCGGCGGCGCCCACGGGUCCGUCAGUGGGGGCAGGCGCUGCGGCGGCGCUGUCGGUGCGCAUUGGCGGCAUCGGUGGGACUGCAGGGUCCAGGAUCGCGGCGGGGGGCGGGCACGCCGAAGCGGCGGCCGCCAUAGCUGAGGCGCUCGCUGACGCGCUGUUGGACGAGCUACCGGAGGUGCGGCGGGCGGCGGCGGCAGGGCUGCAGCAGCUGCUGGCGGCGGAGGCGGCGGCGCGGCGGCAGCCGCCGCCGCCGCACCCAUGGUCGCCAGCAGCGGAAGACGGCGCAGGAGCGGGGACAGGGGCGGGAGUGGGUGAAGAUACGGCGGCGGCGGCGGCGGCGGCGCAGCUGGCGCGGGUGCGGCGGGCGCUGGCAGUGCCGGUGCUGUUGGCGGAGGGCGGCGUGGCGGCGCUGGCGGCGGCGGCGGGGGACACCGACGGCCCCACGCGGCGGCGCGUGAUGGCGGCGCUGGGGUGCGUGCGGCCGGCGCGGCCGGGGCAGCUGCGGGAGGUGGUGCAGGCGCUCCGCGGCGCGGUCGCUGCCCACCGCUCCGCCGCCGACUGGCGUGCCGCCGCGCGGGCCGCGUGGCGCCUCGGGGUGGAGGCGCCCGAGGCCGCCGCCGCCAGCAUCCGCGACCUCGCACCCAGCGAGCAGGAGCUAGGGCCGGCCGUGAACGCGGCAGUAGCUGCCUGCGUGGCUGCCGCUACAGCCGGCUCUGGCGCUACAGCGGAUGCGGUGUCGCUGGAGUUGCAGCAGGAGGGACCGGAGGGGGCUCAGGCGAUGCAACAGCAGCAGCAGCAGCAGCAGCAGUUGCGGCACCGGCGGCGGGAGCUGGAGCAGGCGGUGCAGGGGGCGCUGCGUGCGGACGCCGCCUUGCGACUGCUGGUCCUGGCGGCGGCGGCGGCGGUGCAGGACGGCGGGGGCGGAGCCGGGGGCGGGGGGCAAGCUGGACGCAGUGCGUGUGCGAGUGCGGGUGCGGGUGCGGGUGGCGGUGCGGGUGGCGGUGCGGGUGGUGGUGCAGGUGCGGGUGGUGGUGUGGGUGCGAGUGGGGGUAGCGGUGCGGGUCUGGAGGGCAGCGGUCGUGAGGUGGUGGCGGUGCUGCCGCCGCAUGUGCCGCUUGCGCUGCUGCGAGCGGUGGCGGCGGUGCAUGGGCCGUGACGAUGGCGGCGUGACAGGCAGCGACAGGCAAGAGAGGGUGUGCGAUGGGACAGUUGUAAGGCAGGUCGGUGAAGUCCCGUAGGGUGCAGCUGAUUCCCAAACCCCAGCAGAUUCCCACCGACAGAUUCCCACCGACGAGUUGCUGGCUGGCUGGAAGUUUGCUGAUGCGCAUUCGCAGGCAAGAGAGGGUGCGGUCUUGUGGAGGCACACGGUGGCGAGAGCUGGGCGUGCAAGGCGCAACAUGGUCCCCUGUGAUUC
This is a messenger RNA of Chlamydomonas reinhardtii, 3648 nucleotides long. RefSeq lists its product as uncharacterized. The record is from RefSeq and is a predicted model, not a curated record. The coding region runs from base 67 to 3390 and encodes 1107 amino acids. Lineage: Eukaryota; Viridiplantae; Chlorophyta; Chlorophyceae; Chlamydomonadales; Chlamydomonadaceae. The transcript has 9 exons.